Molecule: messenger RNA, 2067 nt
Organism: Punica granatum (pomegranate)
Lineage: Eukaryota; Viridiplantae; Streptophyta; Magnoliopsida; Myrtales; Lythraceae
Source: RefSeq, a predicted model, not a curated record
AACACUACAAUGCAACAUUUUAUCGGGUGCCGGUUUGUCCCAAACCAUCCUAAUAACGGUGACUUGCUUGCCUUGCAAGAGUUCGUAUUAGCACGCUCGAAGUAAACGCCGCCUAACCGAUUUAAUCGUUCCGGCGCGCGGAGCUCCGACAGUCUCUGUUCAGCUUCCAUGACUGAACCGCCGCUGCCGCCGCGAUGACGGAGGCCUAUCCUCAGAUCGACCCCACCACAUUCGACCUCAUUAUCGUCGGCACCGGUCUCCCGGAAUCCCUGAUCGCGGCCGCCGCCUCCGCCGCCGGGAAAUCCGUCCUCCACCUCGAUCCCAAUCCCUUCUACGGCAGCCACUUCGCCUCCCUCGGCCCCGAUGAACUCUCUGCCUUCCUCAGCUCCAGCUCUUUCCCUCCUUCCUCCUCCAGCGGGGAGGAUCCGGCAACUGUUAGCCUGACCACUCGACCUCUCUACUCCAAUGUCGAGAUCUCCUCUCUUGCCCCGGAAACCCUCGAGGAACAUGCCAGAAAGUUCAACCUCGAUGUGGCGGGACCGAGAGUUCUUUUCUGUGCCGACAGAGCCAUUGAUGCCAUCCUCAAAUGGAGCACGAACCAUUAUCUAGAGUUCAAGGCGAUCGACGCGAACUUCAUCUGCGUCGAGAAUGGAAAGCUCAUGAGGGUGCCCGACUCACGGUCAGCUAUUUUCAAGGAUAAAAAUCUCAGCUUGAUAGAGAAGAAUCAGCUUAUGAAGUUUUUGAAGAUAGUUCAGCGGCACCUCGAUCCCGAUGAGGACGCGAGUUCGAAGGUGUCGCAGGAGGACUUGGAGAGCCCUUUUGCUGAAUUCUUGGCGAAGAUUAAGUUGCCCCCGAAGAUUAAAUCGAUAAUUAUGUAUUCAAUAGCAAUGGCAGAUCAUGAUCAGGAUGUGGAGGCUUGUAAGAAUAUACUCAAGACGAAGGAUGGAAUUGAUCGUUUAGCACUUUUCCAAUCAUCAGUGGGGAGAUUUCCAAAUUCUCCUGGGGCUUUGAUUUAUCCAAGUUAUGGUCAAGGAGAGCUACCACAGGCCUUUUGUCGCCGUGCUGCUGUUAAGCGUUGCCUCUAUGUUCUGAGGAUGCCUGUGGUUGCUCUGCUUAUUGAUGAGGAGAAUGGUCAAUAUAGAGGCAUUAGAUUAGCUUCUGGUCAGGAUUUAUUCAGCCCCAAAUUGAUUUUGGAUCCAUCAUUUGUUUUUCCAUCGCAAGCAGGAUCUUCACCUGAAGAACCUGUUCACGUAUUUAGUGAGAAAGCUGUGGAGGCAAAGGUGGCAAGAGGAAUAUGUAUUACAAGGUCGUCCUUGAAGCCUGAUAUAUCAAACCUGCUUGUGGUGUAUCCACCAAGAUCGUUGUAUCCAGAGCAAGAUAUCACAGUUCGGGUUCUUCAACUUGGCAGCACUUCAGCUAUUUGUCCACCUGGGAUGUUUGUCUUGUACCUUUCAGCAUUGUGUAAUGAUGCAACUCAAGGGAAGAAGUUACUGAAUACAGCUAUAAGUGCUAUUGAAGUUUCUCAAAUCUCUGAAAGGAAUGCCGGAGUAAAAAAUGAGGACGCAGAAGUAGAACCGCCUUUCAUAAUUUGGAAAGCGAUUUUUAUACAAGAGUUGUCUGCGGGAAAGUAUGGAUCUAUCUGUUCCACUCCGUCUCCUGAUGGAAAUCUCAACUACCAUGAUCUUGUUGAUGCAGCUGAAAAGCUAUUUCAUGCUACAUAUCCAGAUGAGGCAUUCUUUCCCGAGACAGCCUCACCCGAGAACGCUGAUGAAGAUAACUGUCCAGAGGAUGAUGGUCCAUUGGAGGAGGCUUAAUUGACGGUUUUGCAAUGCUGAGUCGCGACUUCACCACCGGAAUAGUUGCAAUUGGGGGCCAACAGUGGAUUUUUGAACUCAAUGGGAUUCCUAGCUAGCGGAGGACUUUAGGGUUUUAGGAUUUUUAGCUUUGAUAAGUAGGACUUACCAAAAAAUAAAAAUAAAGCUAGGACUUAGUUUUGUAAAUUCACACCAGACAUUUUUUUGGGAAUGUGCUGUUGUGUUUGAUUUUAGAGUUGAGUUUUGAUUUUAA